This is a messenger RNA of Phragmites australis (common reed), 1088 nucleotides long. RefSeq lists its product as uncharacterized. Bases 182 to 682 code for a protein of 166 amino acids. The record is from RefSeq and is a predicted model, not a curated record. Gene Ontology annotation, cellular component: mitochondrial inner membrane peptidase complex; membrane. Gene Ontology annotation, molecular function: serine-type endopeptidase activity. Gene Ontology annotation, biological process: mitochondrial respiratory chain complex assembly. The transcript has 5 exons. NCBI's taxonomy places the organism in Eukaryota, Viridiplantae, Streptophyta, Magnoliopsida, Poales, Poaceae.
CGACAACUCCGAGCCGUUCUUCUCGGGGGGGCCUCCACGGAAGCACCCCUGCAGUCUCCGACCAACCUCGAUCUCCUCCGUAACAACAGUACUGGAGCCCCUCUCAGCGCUUAGCCUGCUCUUCCCCGGUCCCCCGACUGGAGAUCCAUCCGUACUUACAUUUCUUGUUGGAUACUUGGAUAUGGGAACCUACAGCCAUCUUUGGUCAAUUGCAAAGAAGAACGUAAUGGCGGUUGCACUCGGCAUCACCAUUUCUGAUCGUUAUGUGACUUUCGUCUCGGUGACCGGUGAAUCGAUGCAUCCUACGUUUACAGCGGCCAAUAGUGUCUUGCGAGGUGAUUUUGUGUUGGCAGAAAGAAGCUGCCUUGAGAAGUACCACUUCUCACAUGGUGAUGUUGUUUUGUUCAAGUGCCCUAGCAAUCAUAAGGAGUUGUUUGUGAAGAGAUUGAUUGCGCUACCUGGUGAGUGGAUACAGCUCCCUGGGUCCCCUGAGAUAAUUAAGAUCCCAGAAGGGCAUUGCUGGGUUGAAGGUGAUAACGCUGCUCGUAGUUGGGAUUCUAGGGCAUUUGGCCCGAUUCCCCUAGGUCUAGUUAAUGGGACAGUGACCCACAUCAUCUGGCCGCCCUCAAGGAUUGGCCGAGUGGAGAGAAAGAUGCCUCAAGGGAGAAUUUCACCUGCUUGAUUUGACUCCCAACGACAUCAGAUAAUAUUAAUUCCAAUGGGCCAAUGAACCUGCCUAGUUAGAUAGCUGGCUGGUAAUAGUGUAGAUGGAAAUUUGAACUGUUCAAGUUUUGGCCACAUUGUUGUCUACAUUUAUUUUGAACAUGCUAUUGUUAUUACUUGUGUAAGCGACUUACAUUUUUAAAUUGUUCAAGUGGAGAACUCCCAGUUGGGACAAUUCGCAUCGAGUCAUAUGCUCUGUAGAUGCAUAGAUACGCACAUGGUGCUCUAUGAAUAAAGCCCCAGUGGAUGCACUGUGAUACUGUAUUCUGAACUCUUGAAAAAUUGCUGGAGCGGCUACUAUUUCGAAUUCUGCAAUACUAAGUGUAUAUGCAGAGAAAAAAUAAAAACAGAAAGGCCUGAAUUGA